Fundulus heteroclitus (mummichog) is the source of this 1577-nucleotide messenger RNA. RefSeq names its product WD repeat domain 92 (gene dnaaf10). The transcript is spliced from 8 exons. Gene Ontology annotation, molecular function: ubiquitin binding. The record is from RefSeq and is a predicted model, not a curated record. The coding region runs from base 95 to 1171 and encodes 358 amino acids. NCBI's taxonomy places the organism in Eukaryota, Metazoa, Chordata, Actinopteri, Cyprinodontiformes, Fundulidae.
GAGCCUCACUUUAUUUUGUUUUUGGCGUGGAGGUAUCUGCUUGGAAAAUAGGUUGCCUGUUCCUCCUCGUCGUUUUAACGGAAUAUUUCAGAAGAUGUCCUCGCCGCUGUCCAAGCCCCAGAUCAUCGCCCACAUCCAGAAGAGUCUGAACUACACGGUGUUUGACAGCAAAUGGAUUCCCUGCAGCGCUAAGUUUGUCUGCCUGGGCAACUUCGCCAGAGGCACGGGGGUGAUCCAAAUUUAUGAAGUACAACACGGAGAGGCUCAGCUCAUAACGGAGGUGGAGAAACCUAAACCCUUGAAGUGCGGGACGUUCGGGGCCUCCUCUCUUCAACAAAGACACAUAGCUACCGGAGAUUUUGAUGGAAAUCUCCAUAUAUGGAAUCUUGAAGCGCCUGACGUGCCAGUGUACGCCACGAAGGCCCACAAAGAGAUAGUGAACAGCAUCGACGGGGUCGGCGGCCUCGGGAUUGGCGACGGUGCGCCUGAGAUAGUCACAGGAAGUCGAGACGGUACCGUAAAGGUGUGGGAUCCCAGGCAGAAGGAUUUACCGGUGGCCAACAUGGAGCCUGUGGAAGGAGAGACCAGGAGGGACUGCUGGACUGUUGCCUUUGGUCACGCCUUCAAUGAUCAGGACCGAUGCGUGUGUGCUGGCUAUGACAACGGCGACGUUAAACUGUUCGACCUGCGGAACAUGUCUCUGCGAUGGGAAACCAACAUUAAAAACGGGGUAUGCUGUGUGGAGUUUGACAGAAAGGACAUCAACAUGAACAAACUAGUGGCCACCUCGCUGGAAGGAAAGUUCCACGUCUUCGACAUGAGGACUCAGCACCCCACCAAGGGCUUCGCCUCCGUUUCCGAAAAGGCUCACAAAUCAACCGUGUGGCAGGUGAGGCAUUUGCCACAGAACAGAGACAUCUUCAUGACUGCAGGGGGAGCAGGCAACCUACAUCUGUGGAAGUAUGAGUACCCUGCACAGAGGAGCAAGAAGGACUCCGAUGGAGUGGAUGUGGGCGUGGCCGGUUCGGUCAACCUCCUACAGAACGUCACUCUGUCCACGCAGCCAAUCGCCAGCCUGGACUGGAGCCCCGACAAGCAGGGCCUGUGCGUUUGCUCGGGCUUCGACCAGUCUGUCCGCGUGCUCAUCGUCACCAAACUCAACUCGGCGUAACCGAAGCCGGAGGCCAGCGACGGGAAAAGCCCGUCAGAGAUCGCCCGCAGCUCCGGCCCGUCUUCAGCCAGACGCAAACCGUCUCCAUCCGCCACCGUCGGAUACGAUUGGUUCGCCUCAAGUGAAACGGGAAAACUCCUGUUUUGGGUCGAGUUGUCUUCUCCGUUGAAGGAAGAGCUUAAGAAUGUAUUGAGCGUAUGAUCCUGCAGUCCACAGGAACCCACCCAAAUAUUUCCCACGUUAUCUUCCAGGGUGAAGAAAUUACUUGUACACCUGCAUGUCGGGGAGAAUAAGUUUUAUUAUCUUGGUUGAGUUCUGUCUGAGGGUGCCUUGCUUUGGCGCAGCUAUGCUGAGCAGCGUUCUACAGGUUGUAUUUUGGUUAAAAGCUUUCCGUUCUGAAAUGACA